This is a messenger RNA of Perognathus longimembris pacificus (Pacific pocket mouse), 1493 nucleotides long. RefSeq names its product SRY-box transcription factor 8 (gene Sox8). The transcript is spliced from 3 exons. Lineage: Eukaryota; Metazoa; Chordata; Mammalia; Rodentia; Heteromyidae. Gene Ontology annotation, molecular function: DNA-binding transcription factor activity, RNA polymerase II-specific; RNA polymerase II cis-regulatory region sequence-specific DNA binding. Gene Ontology annotation, cellular component: nucleus. Bases 96 to 1493 code for a protein of 465 amino acids. The record is from RefSeq and is a predicted model, not a curated record. Gene Ontology annotation, biological process: negative regulation of transcription by RNA polymerase II; neural crest cell development; enteric nervous system development.
CCGUCGCGGGAGGAAGGUUGGGCCGCGCGCGGCGACCUCGCGCCACAGAGCGCCGACCCGGGCCUGGCCUCAGCGCGCCCCUCCGCGCGGCCCCGAUGCUGGACAUGAGCGAAGCCCGCGCCCAGCCACCCUGCAGCCCGUCGGGCACCGCCAGCUCCAUGUCGCACGUAGAGGACUCGGACUCGGACGCGCCGCCGUCCCCCGCGGGCUCCGAAGGCCAGGGCCGGGCGGCGGGCGGUGGGGUCGGCGUCCGGGGCGAGGCAGAGGCGGCGGACGAGCGCUUCCCUGCCUGCAUUCGCGACGCCGUGUCGCAGGUGCUGAAGGGCUACGACUGGAGCCUGGUGCCCAUGCCGGUGCGUGGCGGCGGCGGCGGCUCGCUCAAGGCCAAGCCGCACGUGAAGCGGCCCAUGAACGCCUUCAUGGUGUGGGCGCAGGCGGCGCGCCGCAAGCUGGCGGACCAGUACCCGCACCUGCACAACGCCGAGCUCAGCAAGACGCUGGGCAAGCUGUGGCGCUUGCUGAGUGAGAGUGAGAAGCGUCCAUUUGUGGAGGAGGCUGAGCGGCUUCGUGUCCAGCACAAGAAAGACCACCCAGACUACAAGUACCAGCCUCGCCGAAGGAAGAGUGUGAAGCCGGGCCGAAACGAUGCGGAUGCGGGCACAGAGCUGGGCCACCACCCUGGCGGGGCCUUGUACAAGGCUGACUCAGUCCUCAGCGACUCCCACCACCACAGCGACCACACAGGCCACACCCACGGGCCGCCCACCCCACCCACCACCCCUAAGACUGACCUGCACCCUGGGGGUGCUGGGGGCAAGCAGGAGCUGAAGCUGGAAGGCCGCCGUCUGGUGGACAGCGGACGUCAGAACAUCGACUUCAGUAACGUGGACAUCUCAGAGCUCAGCAGCGAAGUCAUCAGCAACAUGGAUGCCUUCGAUGUCCACGAGUUCGACCAGUACCUGCCCCUCAAUGGCCACUCUGCCCUGCCUGCUGAGCCUGGACAAGCCACAUCUGCCAGCUCUUACGGAGGUACCUCCUACCCCCCCUCAGGGACAGCCAAUGUUGGGGCGUCUCCUGUGUGGGCCCACAAGGGAGCCCCAUCAGCUUCAGCAUCGCCCACCGAGGCAGGACCCCCACGGCCGCACAUUAAGACGGAGCAGCUCAGCCCCAGCCACUACAGCGACCAGUCACAGGGCUCUCCCGGCCGCUCUGACUAUGGCUCCUAUGGCACCCAGGCCAGUGUCACCACAGCCACCCCUGCUGCAGCUGCCAGCUCCUUUGCCGGUGCGCAGUGUGACUACACUGACCUGCAGGCCUCCAACUACUACAGCCCAUACCCUGGCUACCCACCCAGCCUCUACCAGUACCCCUACUUCCACUCCUCUCGCCGGCCCUAUGCCUCGCCCCUGCUCAAUGGGCUCUCCAUGCCGCCCUCCCAUAGCCCCAGCAGCAACUGGGACCAGCCCAUGUAUACCACGCUCACUAGGCCCUGA